This is a messenger RNA of Diorhabda carinulata, 2186 nucleotides long. RefSeq lists its product as uncharacterized. The coding region runs from base 216 to 1931 and encodes 571 amino acids. NCBI's taxonomy places the organism in Eukaryota, Metazoa, Arthropoda, Insecta, Coleoptera, Chrysomelidae. The record is from RefSeq and is a predicted model, not a curated record. The transcript is spliced from 2 exons.
AAUGUACAAUGUACUAAUUAAUUAUCCAUUUUUGUGUUAAAUUCGCCAACUUGAUAUACAGCACAGACCUGUCUGUGAUAUACAGUUAUGCUAGCAGAUCCAUCUAGCAAUUUAAAUUAUAAUUACAAAAUGAUUCAAAUUUGGGCCAUCUAUGUGAAACGUCUAUAAAAUAGGUGGUUUGUGGUUUACAUUGUAGGUUAGUUGUCAAAAUUUGAAUGUUUUUAAGGUAUACUAUUAUGAGUAAUUCAUUUUAUACAAAUUUCCGGUAUUGUUCUUUAACUCAAAUAUCGAAUAAUAAGAAAUUAAAACGAUGUAAUAUGUCAGUUAUUUUUAAAGAUAUUUCCGACAGAGUUCAAUUACAUUUGAAAGGAGAAUAUUUAUUAGCAAAUUGUGAAAUCACCAAAUAUUUGGAACUAAUUGCUAGUUGUACAUCAGUUAAAUAUAAAAUUAAAUAUGGAACAGAAAAACUGAAAUCCAUUCUAAAUAUCAUAUAUAUACGUAAUAAAAUAUUCGAAAAACAUAUGACCAAGUUUCCAAUGUCUUCAGAUUCAAAAGAUCCUUUUAAGCACCUUGGAAUUUCACAAGAUUUACAAAUGCUUGGCAAUUUUGAAGAAAAAUCGAAAUCAACUGGUUUGCCAAUAACUAAUAAUAACCAAACCUGUUCUUUUCCCAGUGAUAUGUUGACUAAUCAAAAUUUUAAAAGCAUCACAGAAGAAUUUGAUAAAUCAACAGAGAAAUCAGAAUUGAUUCGUCAAUCAAACUGUAGUGCAUUGAAACAUUGUACUAUUGGUGAAAUCGAUACAAUUGAAGAAAAUAGUUGUUUUAAAAAAAAUGAAUGCAUUUAUAGUAAUCAGCUUAUACCUCCAGAAACAGAAAUUAAUAAAUCCUAUGAAGUGACUGCAGUUGAUUUUAAUUUAGCUGAAGAAAAUAGAAGCCUGUCGAGAUUAAAUAAUGUUGAAUCAGUUUCAUUUUGUUCUUACUUGCUGCCAGGUAAUUCUAGUGAUAAUUAUAAAAAUGAUUCUCAUCUAUUAAAUAACAGUCCGAACAAUUUGCAAUUGUGCUUUAAUGUCUGUCCUGGUAAUAUAUCAGUACUUGAAGAUACCCACUCAGCUAUUUCGUACAGAGAUGCAAAUCCUAUGCAAUAUUUAUUCAAUAAUAACAAGGAUGUUUCCAUGUCUUCUAAUGGUUUGGAAAAUACUCAUAAUAAUGAUAACAAACUGUCUCCUGAAAAACAUUUCAAUCACAGUGAAGAUAUUUUCAGUUAUGAAAACUCUGUCGAAUUAACACAAAUUAAUGAGGUGGAAACUUUAGAUAGAGAACUUCAAACUGUUCAAAAAAAGGAUGGGACAAAACGCUCUUUGAUAGUUGAAACUUCACAAAAAUUUGAUUUGAAUAGUUCAAACAUAAAUAAUAAUGAAAGUAACAGUUUAAAUACAUUUGUCCCUUUAACAACCCUUCAGGACAGUUGUGAUGACCUGUGUGAGAUGAUGAGCAAGUUUUUGAAUAUUGUUGAUGAUCAAGAUAUCAAAGGAAAUGGUGCAAAAUGUGUGGGCAUUCUAAAAAGGAUCAAAAAUCCAGAUAAUGUGAAGAAAAAUGUUGAGGAGAUUGGACAAUUAGAUUUUUCAGAUGACUUCGAAAACAUAAAUCAAUCGAAUCAAGAAAUUUGUGAUUUAUUAACGAGAAUAAUCGACAGUAAUGAAUUUCUCGAACAUAAUAAAGAAGCUUUCGGUAGGUUGAAGGCGGAAGUAAUUGCAUGUUUGGAUCCUGCAGAUAUUGAUGAUUUAGAUCUAAACACUCUCUUUGACUCUAAUGCUAAAAUGAUUCAAGAUAUAUCAAAGAGUUUUCAGAAGCAGCUGGUAAUUGACUUCAGACAAUCCAACAGCCCUAGAGUUAUAUACGAUUGUUUAGAUUGGAGGAAAAUACAAAUCUGAUUAAUCUAAAUCAUACAAUAUUUAAUAUUCAUUCAAAAAGAUAAAUAGUUCAUUUUAGUUAAAUAAUUGUUCCCCUUAAAAUAUUUUUCCUUAUAUUUUAAAUCAAUUUAUAAACUUAGAAAUGAUUUUAAUAAAAUGUUGAAGUUUUUAAAUAAUUUCAAUAUAUUUUUUUGUUGAAUGAUUUGUAAAUAAAUGUAUUUGAAAUAAAGUAUGACCAUUAUAUAAAUACAAAUAAUACAUUUACUCAGAUCUGUU